AUGGACGUUGCAAUGCUUGAGUUCAGAGGCAAAGAACACGACGACAUGGAGACCUUCCGCAAUGAAGUAGAGAUCAUGCGGCUGAUUGGGAAUCAUCCGCACUUGGCAAAGUUUUACUGCCCGACCCAGUUGAGAAACGGUCACUAUGCCUUAGUGAUGGAGUAUGCUCCGGAAGGUUCUCUAGACAAUCUCCUUCAGAAAGCUCAGCAGAGCAGCAAGGCUGUCAGCGACGAGGUGCUACUGCAGGUCGGCAAGCAGGUGUGCGACGGGAUGAUGCAGCUGUCAGUGUACAACGUAGUCCACGGGGACCUCGCCUGCCGCAACAUCCUGGUGUUCAGCUUUGACUACUACGACAGGAAGCUCAUUCGAGUCAAGAUCUCAGACUUUGGACUUUCUUUGCGAUUGACCGCCGCGGCCCCGGCCAGCCUCAGCCGUGAAAGCCGUUAUGGCGAGUUGACUGGUGGGCCUCUGCGAUGGAUGGCUCCAGAGGUGAUGACGAGGAGGGAGUUCUCAGAGAAGAGCGACAUCUGGUCCUACGGCGUCACCCUGUGGGAGCUGUGGACUAACUGCUCUGUCGUGCCGUACGCGUCCGUCACAGAGGACGAGGAGCUGAGACGAAAGAUCAUCCUGGGCCACUUGCUCGAGAAGCCGGAGUGCUGCAACCCGAGAUUCUACGAGAUCAUGCAGGCAUGUUGGAGACCAGACCCGUCCGAGCGACCGAGUUUCACGCAGGUGAAGGAGCAGGUUGAAGAUGCUUUCCUGAUGUUGCACUCCAAAGCCCCUGCAGACACCAACAAGGGGGGCGAGUGUCAGAUCUGCCUGUCUGACCAGGUCGAUUACGCUAUCUUGCCUUGCGGCCACAAGUGCCUCUGCUCUGAGUGCAGGAGCGUUGUAGGGACACAGUGCCCUCUGUGCCGCAGGGACAUCCGGGAGAUCGUCCGAAUCUUCGACUGA
Guillardia theta CCMP2712 is the source of this 954-nucleotide messenger RNA. RefSeq lists its product as hypothetical. Gene Ontology annotation, biological process: cell surface receptor protein tyrosine kinase signaling pathway; multicellular organism development; protein phosphorylation. Lineage: Eukaryota; Cryptophyceae; Pyrenomonadales; Geminigeraceae. Gene Ontology annotation, molecular function: transmembrane receptor protein tyrosine kinase activity; ATP binding. The transcript has a single exon. The coding region runs from base 1 to 954 and encodes 317 amino acids. Gene Ontology annotation, cellular component: signaling receptor complex. The record is from RefSeq and is a predicted model, not a curated record.